This is a messenger RNA of Anarrhichthys ocellatus (wolf-eel), 4326 nucleotides long. Its product is annotated as trichohyalin-like. The transcript has 29 exons. Gene Ontology annotation, cellular component: sperm head-tail coupling apparatus. Bases 385 to 4326 code for a protein of 1313 amino acids. The record is from RefSeq and is a predicted model, not a curated record. NCBI's taxonomy places the organism in Eukaryota, Metazoa, Chordata, Actinopteri, Perciformes, Anarhichadidae. Gene Ontology annotation, biological process: spermatogenesis.
GUGAAACGUCGGUCUGUUUGGAAAUAAUUCACGAGUCCUCCGUUGUAGUAACGGAACAUAGCGACUAAUUUGUUGGUGAAGCCACGGUAAUUCACAUAAAGUAACACAGACAAUGUCUUACAUGCACUUAAAAUGCCAUGCAUUGCCUUUUUUUUCAGGUUUGCGCAACAGUCUGAUAACGUAAAGUAUACAGCUGUGCAAAGAUUCAACCAGAGGAACAAGCCGUGGUUUUGAGUUGUAGCUUUUUCGAAGCCUACGGUUUGUUGCAUAAACAUUACGUGUACUUUUAUUCGAGCCAUGCUAAAAACUUGCACAACCACAUGAGCCAAAUUACAAAAAACAUCUCCAGGGUCAGGCGAAAACUGGAAGCUAUCGGUACAGCGGAUGGAUGCUUUGAACCUGCCCUCUCCUUCAAAAGAGGAGCUGAGAGUAGCCAUCCACGACCCUGGGAUGGAGACAAACAACAUUAAACAGCUUGUACACGAGUUCAGAGGACUUUACGAGCAGAGAUUGACAACUCUGGAGCUGGACACCAGUGUAACCAGAGAGGAACUGCUACAGAAGAAAGUGAAUUUCCUGAGGUCUUAUCUGAAUGACCUUGCAGACCAGAACCAGGUGCUGCUUCAGACCAUUGAGGAUCUGCAGAAGGAAGCUGACUACAAAGUCUCCAACUGGGGAACAAAGCUCCACACCUCUGAGCGUAUAUUGGACGUGUCUGAGGUUGAUGUGAGGACUUUGUUGCUGGAUGAGCUUGUUGGACCUGCGUCUCAAGUCCCCCACAGUAUUGGUUCCCUGGUCCAGAUCACAUCUGAGUUGGGAGACCGGAAAAUCCAGUUGCAAACCGAGGACAUGGUCAUCUGUGAUCUGGAGAGGGACCUCAGAGAGAGUUUCCAGCAGAAACAAAAGACUGCAACACAGGUGCUGGAAAGUAGCGAGAGGCUGGUGCACCUGCAGAGCGAGCUCUCAUGUCUGCAGCGGAUCCAGAAAGACAACAUGAAGGAGAUCGCUGAGAAAGACGUCCGCAUCACCAAACUGCAAGCUAACAUUGAGCUGCUGCAACAGGAAGGGGCCGACACACACGCUCAGCUCUCCAGGCUGAAUGUGAGAGCAAGCGAGCUUCAGCAGGAGCUGAAGAGAAAAGAGGAGGAAUGGAGGCAAAGAGAAGACGAACGGAGACUGAAAUAUGAAAAGGAGCAUCAGAAAGCAGAGGAGAGGAGAAGGCAGGAGCAACAAAAGAGGGAGGAGGAGGAGGAGAGGGAGGAACAGUGGAGGAGGGGGAUUGAGGAGGAGACAGAGGCCCAUACUCAAGUCUAUGAAAAGUGGACUGAGAAGGAAGCUAUGUUGAAUUGUGAGUUGACGGUCAGCAGGAAGCAGGUAGAGCUACAGAGCAGCGAGCUGUCAGAGUCUCACCAGAAGGAGCAGACUCUUCUCUCUGAGGCCAAAGCCAAAAUGGUGUCUUUAAGGGGCGAGCUCAGUGCCUUGUUUGAGAGACGGCUGGGAGAGAAAGAGGCGAGGAUUAACCAAGUAACUGAAGAGCUGAAUGGAGUGAGACAAAAGAUGAAAGAGAGAGACGAGCAUGUGAGACACCUGGACCAGGAUGUGGUUAGUUUGCGAGCCUCUCAGGACUCUCUGAAGGGAACCUUGGCUAUGAAGGAGAAACACAAGCAACAGCUGGUCCAAGACAACACACAGCUCAAAGAAAGCCGGGCUACACUGCAGAGCAAAUUACAAACCAGUGAGUGCCUGUUGAAUGACAUCCGUAAAACCCUGGAUCAGACCAAAAUCAGCCUGGACACGGAAAGACAGCAGAGACAGCAGAUCCAAGACCAGCUGCACCAUGCCAACGAAGAGAUGGAGCAUCUGCAGCAGGAGCUAAUACACGUGCGUCACACCACUGACAAGAAGAUUCAGAAGAGGGAGAUUAAGAUGUGCGCGCUGCUGAGGGAGCUCACGGAGAGUAAGAUGCAGCACUCUGAAUGUCAAAAGGAGUUGCUGGAAAGAGAGGAGGCUUUGGAGAAAGUGAGCGAGGACAGCGAUGAGCUGAGAGCCAAGAUGGAGGACCGGAGCAGAGAGUUUGUCCACGUCAACCAGACCAAAGAGAGACUGGAGGCUGAUUUGGCCCUGAGCCAUGAGAAAGUCCACACCUUGCACCUGGAGGUUCGAAGCAGAGAUCAGUUAAUUCUGCAGUUAAGAGCUGAAAUGAAGACAGCUGAACAAAAGCAUCAAAGGCAACAGGAACAGGUGGCAGCACUGAAGGUUGAGGUGAGACACUUGAAACACAAGGUCAGAGGACACCCGGAUGAGAGGUGUCAGCUUAGCGAAAAGGUCCGAGAUAUCGAGUGCCUUAUAGAGCAGAAAGAGAAAGAACAGCAGCAGCUACAUGAUCAGCUCCGUAUUGGCCAGCAACAGGUCGAGACAUUUGAAGGGAAGCUAAAGAAGCAGGGGGUUGAGAUGGAACUUCUUCAUCAGCAGCUAAAAGGAGCCAAGGAGGUGAUAAAAGAUGCCGGUUUACAAGCCCAGGAGCAGAAAGAAACGGUAGCCAUUUUUAGACAAAAGUACACAGCAGCGAUAGAGAAGGUGCAUAGGGUGCAAGGGCAGGUGGAGCUUUUGGAAGAGGAACUACAGUAUUCACAGCAACAGCUACGAGAUUCCCAAUUGGCAACGCAUUCAGUGAAGGAAGAGCUCGCUGAGAUGGAGCAGCGGUGGCUGGAAAAGGUUGGCCAAUGGGAGAACGCCCAGGAGGCUUUUGACCAGUUGACGGAUGAGCUCCAGGCCAACCAGAAUCUACUGAGAGAGAGUCAACAAACAGCAGACUACCUUAAAGGCCCGGAACUGAUGUUGGAGUGUGACCUACAGCUAUACCAACAGAGUCAUUCUCAUUCUGACGAUGAGUACCUCAGCCUGCUAACACACAGAGAGCGGCUGCAGAAGCGCUGCACUGAGCAGGUUGAGCGCCUUGCAGAGUGUGAAAAGGCUAUUCUUCAGAUGAAGUCAGAGCUGGAGAGACAAGCCCAGCAAAAAGCAGGUCUGCGGCAAAGUCUUGUUGCGUCCCACCACACAAACAUGAGCAAUCGCAGCCAGCUGGAACAGGAAGUGAUACGUCUGAAAACGGAAGUUACACGCUUAAAGCUUGAGCUGGCGGACACCCAAAAGGUACGUGUGGCACUUCUCAGACAGUCAGAGGAGGAGCUGAAGGAGGCCAGACGAGAGGCAGCGAGACGGAGCAACGAGCUGGUUGUACAGAGAGCAGAGGUGCAGGGACUUCAGGAAGAGUUACUGAAGGGGGAGGAGAAAAUGAGGAGUGCCAUCGGAGAGAAACGGAGUCUGAGCAGUCGCGUCAGGCAGUUGAGUCAAGAGCUGGAGGAGCUGCGCGGCAAGCUGCAAGUGACAGUGGAGGAGUUGGCAGCCCGUGCAGAGGAGGCGAGGCGGAUGGAGGGUUGCCUGAAUGAGGGAAAGCUAGCAGAGGAGAAAAUAAGGUCAAUGGCUGUGAGGCUGGAGACAGAAGUGGCAGAGCUGAGGAGGAAUCUUCAGCAGGCUGUCGAUCACAAACUCGAGGCGGUGCGAGAGAAACGGGAUGCCGUGGAACAGGUGGACACUCUCCUCUCGGAGCUGGAGGGGGCGCGGUCUGACAAGGCAAACCUACGCCAUGAGAGUCAGCUGGUCAUGACUAACGUCAACCGUUGGAUUACUGAACAAAAGGCUUCCAGCGAGAACCUCACUGCCCGGAUGAAGGCCCAAAACAAGGUGCUGCUCAUCAUCACUGAAGAGAAAGAGCAUCUUCAAGACUCUAAUGACACAUUGAAGGCGGAGGUAAAGCGACUGAAAGAAGUGGGGGAUGAGAUGGCGAGAGACAUGGAACGCUUCAAGGCCUGGAUCCGAGACCUGGGCUUCCCGCAAGAAGAGACAACCAUGGAAAAGCAGGGUUGUGUGGCUCUAAACCUCAGCAAAAUCGAGGACAUGCAGACUAGACUUCGAAGCAACCUGGAGGCCAUCAGAAUGCUAAAUCAACAAUUAAACUCUCUCAGCAGGGAGAAUAAGCGGUUGCGUAGGCAGCUGGAUGAGGAGAGGUCCAUGCGUAGACAAGUGGAGCAACUGAUCCCUCUUCCUCCCACCUUCCAGCAGAGCUCCAUCGUCCACCUCCCCCUCUCCCCCAGUGCCCGCCCAGCUCCUCUCUCCACCUCCUUGUUCUCAUCCCUCCGCCUCCCUCAUCCCCUGAGCCUGGACAAUGCGACAGGGGACACUGAUGGGAUUCUAGCCCAAACCAAGCUGAGCGGAGCUGGGCUAGAGAGACCAGCAUACAGAGUAAGAAGAUGGCGCUGGGGGUAA